GAGACGCAGCGGGCGAUGACGUAAGGGACGUGCCCUCUAUAUGAGGUUGGGGAGCGCCCCAGUCGGCCUUUUCCGCCCGCUCCCCCCUCCCCUUGAGCGCUGCUUCGGCUGCACCGCGCUCGUUCGGAGCUCCGAGGCCAGCGCCGCUGUACCCAGCCACCGUCAUGAUCAUCUACCGGGACAUCAUCAGCCGUGACGAGCUGUUCUCCGACAUCUACAAGAUCCGGGAGAUCGCGAACGGGCUGUGCCUCGAGGUGGAGGGCAAGAUGGUCAGCAGGACAGAGGGUAGCAUCGAUGACUCGCUCAUUGGUGGAAAUGCUUCCGCUGAAGGCCCGGAGGGCGAAGGAACCGAAAGCACAGUAGUCACCGGUGUUGACAUUGUUAUGAACCAUCACUUACAGGAAACUAGCUUCACAAAAGAGGCCUACAAGAAGUACAUCAAAGAUUACAUGAAAUCACUCAAAGGCAAACUUGAAGAACAGAAACCAGACAGAGUAAAGCCCUUUAUGACUGGGGCUGCAGAACAAAUCAAGCACAUCCUUGCAAAUUUCAAUAACUACCAGUUUUUUAUUGGUGAAAACAUGAAUCCAGAUGGCAUGGUUGCUCUCCUGGACUACCGUGAGGAUGGUGUGACUCCAUAUAUGAUUUUCUUUAAGGAUGGUUUAGAAAUGGAAAAAUGUUAACAAAUUGGACAAUUUGGAUCUGUCACCUUGUCAUCACAAUUGGCUGCUGCUUGUCAUCCAUACAACACCAGGACUUAAGACAAAUGGGACUGAUGUCAUCUUGAGCUCUUUUAUUUUGACCGUGAUUUAUUUGGAGUGGAAGCAUUGUUUUUUAAGAAAAACAUGUCGUGUAGGUUGUCUAAAAAUAAAGUGCAUUUGAAUUCA
Messenger RNA from Nannospalax galili (Upper Galilee mountains blind mole rat), 887 nucleotides. RefSeq names its product tumor protein, translationally-controlled 1 (gene Tpt1). Gene Ontology annotation, molecular function: calcium ion binding. Lineage: Eukaryota; Metazoa; Chordata; Mammalia; Rodentia; Spalacidae. The coding region runs from base 165 to 683 and encodes 172 amino acids. The transcript has 6 exons. Gene Ontology annotation, cellular component: cytoplasm. The record is from RefSeq and is a predicted model, not a curated record.